CGGAGGUCUGAGGGAGCGGAGGGCCUCGUGUGGGGGGCGCACUGGGGUCCCCUGGAAGGAGGCCAGGCCCGGGCCUGCAGCAGCCAGGUGAUCAGUAGGUGUCUGCUGCUGCUGGGGCCCUGAGUGCUCCCCAGAGCUCUCAGAGUGCCGACUCCUCCUCCAGUGGUGGGGCAGCUGAGAGCCAUGCCCAGCCUGAGCCUCCUGGCCCCAGCGGCCCAGUGGAGGCAGGAGAGGGGGAGCCCUUGGCGGAGGGCAGUUUCCGCAUGAAGACGGCUGCCCUGGUGGUAUUCCUGCUCCUCAAGUAUCGCACCAAGGAGCCCAUCAGCAAGGCAGAGAUGCUGGAGGUCUUCUCCCCAGAAUACCAGGAGGACUUCCCCGCCAUCUUGAGCCAAGCGUCCAUCUGCUUGAGGCUGGUCUUUGGCCUAGAUGUGAUUGAAGUGGAUCCCAGCAAGCACUCCUACGUCCUCAACCCCAUCCUGGGCCUCACCUGGGAUGGGAUGCUGAGCAAUCAGUGGGGUAUCCCCAAGACCAGCCUCCUGGGGCUGGUCCUGGGGUUGAUCCUCCUGCAGAACGGAUGUGUCCUCGAGGAGGAGGUGUGGGAGACUCUGGGGUUCACGGGGGUGGAUGAUGGCAAGAACACAUCGUCUAUGGGGAGCCCGGGGACCCCCUCACCGACGUGUGGGUGCAGGAAGGCUACCUGCAGCGCCGGCAGGUUGCGGUCAGUGACCCUGCCCGCAACGAGUUCCUGUGGGGACCCAGGGCCUACAAGGAAACCAACAAGUUGCAGGUCAUGGACUUUCUGCUCCAGGUCAGUAGCAACAACCUAGGGUCCUACCUGGUCCUGUGAGAAAAGAUUCUGAGAUAAGGAAACGUGGCCACAUUCCCAGGGGCGGCCAGUCCCUUUUCAAGGUUUUGUGGGACCGGCAUGAAGGGAGGCCUUAGGGUGCUUCCUCCCGGUGUUGUCCCAUUGGAUUUGUAAAGAGAAAGUCCUGGGCAUUCUCAGGAGUUAAGGGCCAGGGCAGUUUGGGGGAAAGCAGGGCCAAGAGCCUCUCUCGGGGCAUGGGCUCUAUGAUGACCCUGACAUCCAGAUCUUGUUUUCCUUGAGGAAGCUCUCCAUGUUUGUUCUUUGGGAAAGAAGGUUCCCGCAGCCCAGUGUGUAAGUGACACGCACCCCUUCGCGUUCAUACUUCUCCAGUUCAACAUAUUUUUUAAAGAUUUAUUUAUUUAUUUAUUUAUUUAUUUAUUUAUUUAUUUAUUUAAAUUUUUAGUUAUUUAUGAUAGUCACAACAGAGAGAGAGAGAGAGAGGCAGAACACAGGCAGAGGGAGAAGCAGGCUUCAUGCAGAGAACCUGACAUGGGGCUUGAUCCCGGGUCUCCAGGAUCAUGCCCUGGGCUGAAGGUGGCACUAAACCGCUGAGCCACCCUGGCAGCCCCCCAGUUCAAAGGUUAAGAGUUUUGUCAUGUCCUUGAUACAAAUUGAGACCUUCCCUCCUUGUUUGGGUUCUUGAUGAAAUCACAGGGCAAUGGCGUUGGAAUCUGUUGGAAAGGCCAAGAGUGGAGCAGGCAAGUGCUGGAGUGUGGAAAUAGGAAAAUAAACCU
Molecule: messenger RNA, 1599 nt
Organism: Canis lupus familiaris (dog)
Lineage: Eukaryota; Metazoa; Chordata; Mammalia; Carnivora; Canidae
Product: melanoma-associated antigen 8-like
Exons: 2
Coding region: 264-827 (187 amino acids)
Biological process (GO): negative regulation of transcription by RNA polymerase II
Cellular component (GO): nucleus
Source: RefSeq, a predicted model, not a curated record